GACAGCCAUUUUGCACCAUCCCUCUUCCACCCAGAAAGUAGGUUGUCGUGGGAAGACGUAAUCAGUGAGAAGUACUAACUCACAAAUCCCACUACACAAUCAUUCCCCUGUGUCAGCAUACCGUACCUGCUCAGUUUCCUCCGUUUGCAAAAGGGGGCAUCGAAGAUUGACGGGAGCAACAUUUCAGAAAAGCAAGGCCACUGAGAGGUGUUUGACAAAGUCACUGGAUGGAUAGCAUCGACGCUGAAGCCCUCUACCUGACCACAGCGCAGCACGGGCAACCUCAAUGCGAGCUUUCCCUUCCUGCUGUGGAAGUACCUGCCCUUGGCGGAACCAAGAAGAUGAAUGGGUCUCUGGACCACCCAGACCAGCCCGACAUUGAUGCUAUAAAGAUGUUUGUGGGUCAGAUCCCCCGGACGUGGUCAGAGGAUCAGCUGCGUGAGCUGUUUGAACCCUAUGGUGCAGUUUAUGAAAUCAAUGUUCUUCGGGACAGGAGUCAGAACCCCCCACAGAGUAAAGGUUGUUGUUUUAUCACAUAUUACAGCCGUAAAUCUGCAUUAGAAGCACAAAAUGCCCUUCACAACAUGAAGAUUCUUCCAGGGAUGCAUCAUCCCAUACAGAUGAAGCCUGCAGAUAGUGAGAAAAACAAUGCGAUAGAAGACAGAAAACUGUUUAUUGGAAUGAUUUCAAAGAAGUGCAAUGAGAAUGACAUAAGGCUCAUGUUUUCUCCAUAUGGCCAAAUUGAGGAGUGCCGCAUACUGAGAGGCCCUGACGGACUGAGUCGUGGCUGUGCCUUCAUCACAUUCACAGCGAGACAGAUGGCCCAGUCUGCCAUCAAAUCCAUGCACCAGUCACAGACCAUGGAGGGCUGUUCUUCUCCCAUUGUGGUAAAGUUUGCAGACACGCAGAAGGAUAAAGAACAGAAACGUAUCACCCAACAGCUGCAGCAACAGAUGCAACAGCUCAAUGCUGCCUCCAUGUGGGGAAAUCUUACAGGACUGAACUCACUAGGGCCACAGUAUCUUGCACUUUAUUUGCAGCUUCUACAACAGUCAGCGUCCUCUGGAAAUGCGCUCAACAAUCUCCAUCCAAUGUCAGGUCUGAAUGCCAUGCAGAAUCUGGCUGCAUUGGCGGCAGCAGCGAGUGCUACGCAGGCCACCCCCACAGGUAGCAGUGCUCUAACUACCUCCAGCUCCCCUCUCAGCGUCCUCACCAGCUCAGGUACGCCCUCCGGACAGCCCGCUCAAUCUGCCUGGGACGCCUACAAGGCGGGUUCCUCUCCCACCUCCAGUACUAGUUCUUCAGUGAACCCCAUGGCGUCUUUAGGUGCUCUUCAGUCUCUUGCUGCGAGCGCUGGAGCAGGUCUCAACAUGAGCUCCCUAGCAAGCAUGGCUGCUCUGAAUGGUGGUCUGGGCAGCGGAGGUCUCUCGAACGGCUCGGGCAGUGCUAUGGAAGCUCUGACUCAAGCAGCCUAUUCUGGGAUCCAGCAAUAUGCCGCUGCCGCUCUGCCCAGCCUCUACAGUCAGAGUUUACUGUCACAGCAGAACGUUAGUGCCGCUGGCAGCCAGAAGGAAGGCCCCGAAGGAGCAAACUUGUUCAUCUACCAUCUGCCACAAGAGUUUGGUGAUCAGGAUUUGCUGCAGAUGUUUAUGCCUUUCGGCAAUGUUAUCUCUGCCAAGGUCUUUAUUGACAAACAGACCAACCUUAGCAAGUGUUUUGGCUUUGUUAGUUACGACAAUCCGGUUUCGUCCCAAGCGGCCAUUCAGUCAAUGAACGGUUUUCAGAUUGGGAUGAAGCGGCUGAAGGUGCAACUUAAACGAUCCAAAAAUGACAGCAAGCCAUACUGAAUGAUUUUACUCUCAAAUGGACUUGGUUUGAAAAUGUUUUUCUGAUGUGCCCGUUUGUCAUCGUUUGCCUAGUAUGUCGAUGUGACGUCAAAAGUUCAUCGUCCAGUCCGUUGUCCUCUUCGCUUCCCUGGCGCUUGAAAUUUCACCCUUGACCUUUUUGUUAACUUUUG
This is a messenger RNA of Carassius carassius (crucian carp), 2017 nucleotides long. RefSeq names its product cugbp, Elav-like family member 1 (gene celf1). Gene Ontology annotation, molecular function: mRNA 3'-UTR binding. Lineage: Eukaryota; Metazoa; Chordata; Actinopteri; Cypriniformes; Cyprinidae. Gene Ontology annotation, cellular component: nucleus; ribonucleoprotein complex; cytoplasm. The record is from RefSeq and is a predicted model, not a curated record. Gene Ontology annotation, biological process: mRNA splice site recognition; regulation of alternative mRNA splicing, via spliceosome. The coding region runs from base 228 to 1847 and encodes 539 amino acids. The transcript is spliced from 16 exons.